AUGCCUACGAUCGUCCCCAAUGCGUCCACCGCUUAUGAUGGGACUGGGGGCUUAACCGUAUCCUACGGGAAAGCCCCGAGUAUGGGGGAGAAGCAAUGCAAGCAAACAGCCCCAAGCAGGAAUUUCCAUCCUGAAAUUGAAAAGCAAAUCAAAGUGGAAGUCAAAAAGUUGUUGGCUGCUGGGUUCAUCAAGCCAAUCAAGCACCCGACAUGGUGUCCAACUAAGGCUUUGGACAAGAAGACUCCUUUUGAAGUCUAUAGUGGUAGAAAGCCAGGAAUUAAGCACUUAAGAGUGUUUGGUUUUUUGUGCUAUGCACAUGUUCCUAGUCAACAAAGACAGAAGCUCGAUUUGGCUAGCACAAGAUGUGUGUUUCUAGGAUAUGGAAGCUGUGAAAAGGGCUACAGGCUUUACAACAUCGCAUCUGGAAGAGUAGUUAUUUCCAGAGAUGUUGUAUUCAAUGAGGAAGCAAGCUGGAAUUGGAAUAGGCAAAAGGAAUGCAGUAUCUCAGUUCCACUCAUUGAUAUGCUUACUGAGAAAGAAAAGGAGACUGGUGCAGCUAGCUUGCCUCAAGCAGAGACCUCAUAA
This is a messenger RNA of Prunus dulcis (almond), 585 nucleotides long. RefSeq lists its product as uncharacterized. The record is from RefSeq and is a predicted model, not a curated record. The coding region runs from base 1 to 585 and encodes 194 amino acids. The transcript has 3 exons. NCBI's taxonomy places the organism in Eukaryota, Viridiplantae, Streptophyta, Magnoliopsida, Rosales, Rosaceae.